GGAGCGAUCUUUUAUUUUGGGAUGCUUAUGUGGUCCGACAUGACACAUUGGUAUACUAAAGGCAUUGUCCGCUCGGAUGCAGUGCCUGUGGCCACAAGCUACGACGCCAACACGCGCACGAUUAGCGGGAUCUCUGCCGAUGGCUCGACUGAUUUACGAAUCUCAGUCUGGCCUUCUGCAAACGGAGACGGUAGCUUGGCCGCUUUUCUAGUUGAUGGAAAUCUUCAUUACAACGGGGUGACCACUCGCAUCGCUACAAACGAUUACAAUGCUGGUUCAGCUUGUCAAUACUACACCGGCGCGGAAGUGAUCAAUUUCAACCUUUGCCACAAGGGCGCGCCACGAUGCUGAAAAGGAGCUUGCGCGCUCCUCGAUGCAAUCUGCUACACUCCGUGUCACGCUCCUUGGGUCGCUGCGUUGUAUCGUUGCAUCCCCUCUGCUUCCGUCAAGCGCACCGACUCGCGAAUCUCUGCCUCUUCUUCGCUUCCGACGUUUUCAUCAUGAAGCUGAUCGGCGCACUUGCUGGCUUGCUCUCGCUCGGCGCCUUUGCAUAUGGCCAGCUUUCAUACAGUAACGCAAGGGUCAAUUGCAUUUUGCAGAUCAACCCAACCGGCACCCCGGACACCUCGCACAACCAGAUCUUCGCUUUUGGCUGGAAGUACUGGGACGAGUCGACGAACGCUUACAGUCUUGGUACAUUCUCAACGUUGGCCUACCCCUCUGUGGCAGUUGGAUACGAUGCCGAUCAGCAUUCCAUUCAAGCCACGAGCGGAAACCAGAUGUCAUUGAACAUCGUCAUGGUUCCGCUUGACGAUGGCACGUUCUCCAGCUUCACCGCCAGCGGCUUCGUCACCUACAACAACAAGGUGGUGACCAUCAAGCCUACAGACAUCGAUUAUUACGGUGCCGCAUGUACCAUGAAAACCAACGGAGGCUCCUACAACUUCAAUCUGUGCCAUACGGGCGCGGCACGAUGCUAAAGUCAAGAUGAUCGACAGCGCUGCUUGCAAUGCAUGCUAAUGCAUGGCGCGCGCGAUGCCGUGAAGGAGCCGUGAAGGAGGUUGCGGUCGCGCGUCGUUUGGGGCAAUCUAGUUGCAUCCCCGUGUUUCGCUCCUUGUCCGUCGCAUCGCCUCGUUGCCGGAUCCCUAUUCUUCUUCAACUGGGAUUCCCAUUCAUUCGCCUACGCUGCAUCAACAUGAAGCCAAUCAGCCUCGUUGGCUUACUUUGGCUCGGAGCUCUCGCAUAUGGCCAGGCAGUAUUGAGUAG
Molecule: messenger RNA, 1266 nt
Organism: Mixia osmundae IAM 14324
Lineage: Eukaryota; Fungi; Basidiomycota; Mixiomycetes; Mixiales; Mixiaceae
Exons: 7
Coding region: 345-980 (211 amino acids)
Source: RefSeq, a predicted model, not a curated record